Messenger RNA from Cavenderia fasciculata, 1854 nucleotides. RefSeq lists its product as uncharacterized. Gene Ontology annotation, biological process: oligopeptide transport; transmembrane transport. Lineage: Eukaryota; Evosea; Eumycetozoa; Acytosteliales; Cavenderiaceae. Gene Ontology annotation, molecular function: dipeptide transmembrane transporter activity. Gene Ontology annotation, cellular component: membrane. The transcript has 5 exons. Bases 1 to 1854 code for a protein of 617 amino acids. The record is from RefSeq and is a predicted model, not a curated record.
AUGAAGAGUGAUAAUGAAGACUAUACAGAAACACAAUCUAUAUUUGUAAUCGAUGAUAGUACUUUAAUAAAUGAAGAUAAGAGUAAUGGUGACAUCAGAGUAGGAGGAGGAGGAGAAACAACAGACAAUGGAGCAGACACUUACAAAUUUUAUCAUAUCAAGAGUUUGUCACUUGACAAUGAUGAUGGUGAUGAAAUAUCAACAACAACAGGUGAUCAUAUGACUAGUAAAGUCGAUCGAUUCCCACCAUCUAUAAAGUAUCUCAUAGGUAAUGAGAUUAGUGAAAGUCAUAAUCAAGCUACCUCUGCUUUACAUACAUUUAGUUUUGUUACUUAUUUUUUUCCAAUAUUAAUGGGAGCCUAUUUAGCAGAUGGAGUAAUUGGAAAAUACAAGACUAUAUUAUGUUUUUGUAUAGUUUAUUGUUUUGGUUGUAUUACAUUGUGGAUGAGUUCAUCCUCGAGGAUUGUAGGAGAUAAUCCUGAAACACGGUCUUCUUGGGCACUUGGUAUUGGUUUGUUGUUGGUGGCUACUGGUACUGGUGGCAUCAAACCAGUGGCACUCACAUUUUGUGGUGACCAAUUGGAUGCCAAGCGACAAGCACCUUUGGUCGAAAAACUAUACACACUCUUUUACUGGAGUAUCAACGUUGGUAGUUUUGGUGGUACCAUUCUUUCACCAAUCUGUCGUGCCUAUCUUGGUUAUGAAAUAGCAUUUGCCAUUCCAUGUCUCUUUAUGUUUAUGGCAACCAUAUUCCUACUGUUGGGAAGAAAACAAUAUAAAAGGCGACCAAUCACUGGAAGCAUCCUUCUCACAUCGUUUGGAAUCAUUUUAAGAGGUAUUUGGGAGAGAUGUAAAUCAUUGGUUGGAAAAGCAUCACAAGCUCAAUCCCAUUACAAUGGUCAUUGGUUGGAUCGAUCAAAAUCGACAUUUGAUAAUAACUCUGUAGAAUCUGUUAAAGCAUGUCUAAACGUUUUAGUUUGUUUUAUUCCAAUUCCAUUCUAUCGUGCAAUGGGUGAAUUAUUUCCUUCAAGAUGGACACUUCAAGCAUUAUCAAUGAAUAGAAAGAUAGGUAUAUUUACAGUUCAACCAGACCAACUUCAAGUACUAAAUCCACUCAUACUUUUGGCAAUCAUUCCACUCUCAGAGGUAUUAGUAUAUCGUCCUUUGAGAAACAAAGGUAUACCAUUUCAUCCAUUAAAGAAAAUGUCAAUUGGAAUGUUUACAAGUAUAAUUGGGUUUUUGGUUUGUGUUGGAUUGCAGAUACAUAUUGAUAAUAGUCCUAAAGAGAGUGUGUCAGUGUUUCUUCAAAUACCACAAUAUUUUAUAAUGGCAAUUGCAGAAUUACUGGUUACUGUGCCAGGAUUGGAAUUUGCCUAUUCUCAUGCACCGGCAUCACACAAAAGUUUAAUUAUGAGUGGAUGGUUAAUAGCAAUCUCACUUGGUAAUCUGUUUGUGGUGUUGGUGGUCGACGGUUUCCAAAUAGCCGUACAAUGGCACGAAUAUCUAUUUUUUGCCGGUUGUACAUUAAUCUUUUCAUUUGUGUUUGUCUUUAUUGCCUAUCGAUUCAAACCAUCAUCGGCAUCUAUCAUCAAUUAUCAAGCAGAUCAUGAUGAAUUUGAAUUGGACCAAGACGAUGAAUUAUUUGACAAUAGCAAUAAUGGAGUUCAAAUGAAAGAAAGAAUAACAAGUAUAGCAACAGAGGAACCUCAAGAUGGCGACGAUCAUUUGCGUUCUAGCAAUGAUGGUGGUUCUAUUCUAACUGAUUCUUCAUCUUCUAUACUUGGUAAUGUUGGUGGUAAUAGUAAAAAUAAUCAAUCUAGAUAUACUUUAUUAAAUCAUCAUCACCAAAAGUAA